Molecule: messenger RNA, 2907 nt
Organism: Chironomus riparius
Lineage: Eukaryota; Metazoa; Arthropoda; Insecta; Diptera; Chironomidae
Source: the annotation of a GenBank genome assembly
GAGUAUGUUACGGUACCAUGAGUAUAUUUAUUUGUAUGUUAGGGACACUUACUAGCUUUAUAUUAAAUGCUUAUUAAGAAAAUUCAAAAAUAAAUUAUCAAUUAUUCUGCUUUAUCAAAACUAUUCCAAAAAUAUGCGGAACUUAGGAUAGGACAUUAUGGCAAAUUAAAAUACUGUUUUAUUCAUUUCAUCUGGAUUCCAAUGAUUUUGUGUAAAAAACGUGGACAAUUUAGUAUUAUGAAAAAUAAUGAUACAUACAAAAUGAAAAUUAUGAUUUUCACAUAAAUGAGAAAAGUUUUUUUUAACGUAUAAUAUUCCUACUUAAAUUCAAAUAUUUUAUACUGUCAAGAUCACGCACAUUUAUCCUAUGCGACUUGUACUUGUUUUUCCAUUACAAGUGCUCGACAGAAAUUAAUAUUUUUAUUUUGUAAAUCAAUGAUAAUACCGAUAAAACACAAUAAAAUUUUGAUUUAACAAGAGCAAAACUUGUAUCGUUAAAGUCACAUUGUUGUAACAUUUACCACAUUGUGUAAUAUACCAGUGAGAAUUAUCAGUAAUAAUAAAAAUUUAAGAGCUAAAAAUAACAACGAAACUGAAAAUGACAAGUGCUACUAAAGUUAAUCCUGAUUUGAGUGAUGAAAGAAAGAAAGUAGAAUUUGAUGUUGAAGAGUUUACUAAUUGGUAUUAUAAAGGCGCAGAAAAUGUUGCUGAAAAGAGAUUUCUUGAAAACUUUUUCUUAUCUGACCCUGAGUUGGAGGAUAAAGUGCCAACAAGUUAUUUAAGCCACAAAGAGAAAUAUGAAAAUGCAGUGCGUAAGGCUGUUCUUGUUGUUAAUAAGAUCAAAGAACUUCAGGCUGAUGGAAGAGGCGGUGUUGACAUUUAUAUGGCUUUGUUAGGUGGAACCCUUGGUACAGCAAUUUUUCGCGAAGCAAAUCCAAUAACUGUUCAUUUCGUUAUGUUUCUACCAGCAAUAAUGAAUCAUGGCACCAGUGAUCAGCAAGCAGAAUGGAUAUCUCGUGCAUGGAACUGUAACAUAAUUGGAACGUAUGCUCAAACAGAGUUAGGUCACGGAACUUAUAUACGUGGUCUUGAAACAACAGCAACUUAUGAUCCAAAAUCAAAAGAAUUUAUUCUGAAUUCCCCAAAUCUUACAUCAUACAAGUGGUGGCCAGGUGGCUUAGGACAUACUACAAAUUAUGCUAUUGUUAUUGCCCAACUUCAUUCACUUGGAAAAUGUCACGGUAUUCAGCCUUUCAUUGUACAACUUAGAGAUGAAGAAACGCAUAUGCCACUGAAGGGUAUAAAAAUUGGUGAAAUUGGAAAUAAAGUUGGAAUGAAUACGGUCAAUAAUGGAUUUUUGGCAUUUGAUAAUGUGCGUAUUCCACUGAAAAACAUGUUAAUGAAAAAUGCAAAAGUAUUAGAAGAUGGACAAUUUAUUAAACCCAAAAGUUCAGUUCUUACUUAUGGUACAAUGAUGUUUGUGCGUGUUGUUAUACUGAAGGAUAUGGCAAGUUACUUAUCAAAGGCAGUAACUAUUGCAUUAAGAUAUUCUAUGGUUCGUCGACAAAGUCCGAUUGAGCCAAAUAAACCUGAACCGAAAAUAAUAGAACAUGUCACUCAACAAUAUAAAAUAUUUCCUGCUAUCGCCAAAGUUAUUGUAUUUAAAAUAACUGCCGAAUUUUUGUGGGAUAUGUACAAUCAAGUCACACAUGACCUCGAUAAAGGUGAUUUAGAAAGACUCCCAGAAUUACACGCUAUUUCAUGUUGUCUUAAGGCUGUUUGCACAAAUGAGGCUGCCCAAGCAGUUGAAAUAUGUCGUUUGUCAACUGGUGGACAUGGUUAUCUUAACUCGGCAGGCUUUCAAGAUAUUUAUGGAAUGGUUACGGCUGCACAAACAUACGAAGGAGAAAAUACUGUAAUGUUCUUACAAACUGCAAGGUACCUGAUCAAAUGCUGGGAAAAGGCAAUGAACGGCGAAAAACUUACUCCAACAGUUUCAUAUUUGGAAAACUUUAUCAAGGGACGCAAUUCAAGGCAAUCAUUCCAAAAUUCACCAUCCGGUAUUUUGAAAGCUUUUCAAUUGGCAGCCGCUAAAAAAAUUGCCGAAUCCAAUAAGCAUUUAGAAGAAAGAAAAAAAUAUCUUUCACCAGAAGAAGCUACAAAUCAAACUGGUCUGGAACUUAUUAACGCUUCAGAAUUGCAUUGUCAAGCAUUUUUGCUACAAGCAACAAUUGAAGUAUUAGAAGAUUCAACAAAACAAACAUCUCUUCAAUUAAGAAGUGUUUUGAAAGAUUUGCUAGAAUUGUAUUCUGUCGAUUUGGCUUUAAGAUACACCGGAAGUUUGCUGGAGUUUGCAAAUAUGACAUCAAGCGAUAUCGAAUUUCUGCAACGAUCGUUGGAAGCGUUAUUGAAAAAGUUAAGAUACAAUAUUCUUGGAAUAGUAGAUGGAUUUGAUCAUCCAGAUCAAAUUCUUGGAUCUGUUUUAGGAACUUAUGAUGGGAACGUGUAUGAAAACUUAAUUAAUGCUGCAAUGAAAUCGCCAUUAAAUCAAGAAGAUGUUAAUAAAUCAUUCCAUUUAUAUUUGAAACCCUUCAUGAAAUCAAAUUUGUAAAAAUAAGAAAUUUUCAUUCAUCAUUGACAAAAAAAAAAGGUGGAAGAUUUGAUUAGAUUGCUUUUCACUUUUAUUCCAUAUAUUGUAUUUCGUAUUUCAUUAUAACUCAUACGGUUCCUUAAUCUUUCCUGAAAAUUGAGGCUUUGAAAUAAAGUUAACUAUGAACCAGUAUUUACACUGGAUAAAUUUCUACCUACCUUAUAUACUCACAUAUUUUUUUAAAUUGUGAAAAGUUAUGGUUAUUAUUUUUAUAUCUGAAUAAAGCACGUUUGAAAAACAAUAAAAUCUUAAGACAA